Molecule: messenger RNA, 2705 nt
Organism: Aedes albopictus (Asian tiger mosquito)
Lineage: Eukaryota; Metazoa; Arthropoda; Insecta; Diptera; Culicidae
Exons: 6
Coding region: 1965-2453 (162 amino acids)
Source: RefSeq, a predicted model, not a curated record
AUGUGAGAAUAAGUGGUUCUAGCGCUUGGAAAGCAAUAGGCCAACGUUGUAUCCACUAAUAGGCCAAUUUUUGUACCACAGACCAAUGAUGCAUACCAUCGCAUCGAAGCUUUUCGGCGUAGGGUAUGUGUUCCAUCAUUAAUCUCACGCUCCCAUAUUCAUCCUAUUCGAAAACAAGCGAUUACGGCACCUAUUGAUUCCGUUCUUUUUGUUUUCAUGGGUGCUCACUUCUAACAAAAAAUACAAAAAUAAGUAACAAAACAAACACCGCUUCAAUCCUUUGUUUUUCGUAGGAUGAAAAUGGGAGCCACAUGCUUAAGAAGGGAACCAAUACCCUAAUUAAGUUAGUUCUUGAAUAUUCACGCUAAUUUACUAAUAAGACGACGUCUCUUCCGAUCACUAUCUUCUUCCGCUCACUGUUCCAAAGUCGGUAACCGUUCACUGUGUACCCCACGUGGUAGAGCUUCCUACCCUUCGGGUCCAGCUUGGACCUCAAUGAAUGAAUUAAAUGCUUUGACUGUUUUCCUACUUCCCGCAUCGACCAAUGUGGCGCUAGCUUCUAUGCGCGAAAAAUCGCUAAAAGUAAAUCGCAAAAAUAUUGUAUGGCGAAUGGCAUCUAAAGGCGUAUUUCUCGAAGGGGAUUACAUUAAUCGGAAAAAUAUUUGGUAGUGGUUGUGCACAAUGGCAACCACUAUUAUGCCUUUCAAAUAUUUUUGUAGGAAGAACUUUCUAUUUCAGGUAAUUCAAGUUUAGAUGCUUUUCGCCAUACAAAAUUAAAUGGAUUUACUCCUGAUGAUCAACUGUGGCUGCGAGUCAAGCGGGUAGUCCAUUGCUUUGGCUGUUUUCCUACUCUCCGCAUCGACCAAUGUGGCGCCAGCUUCUAUAUGCGAAAAACCGCUAAAAGUAAGUCGCAAAAAUAGUGUAUGACGAAUAGCAUCUAAAUGCAUAUUUCUCGAAGUGGAACACAACAUUUGUGCACAAUGAUGACCGGUUCGGUGCCUACCAAAUAUCUUUUCGGUAAAAGCUUUUCAUUUAGAGAAAUUCGAGUUUAGAUGCUUUUCGCCAUACAAAAUAAAAUUAUUUUACUUCUGCUGACCAACAUUGAACGCACUCCCUGCGGGUAAUCCAUUCUUUUGGUACAUGCAAAAAUGCGCACUUCCAAAAAUUUUCAAUUUCGUCACAUCCGGUUUUCGACUGGUCCAGAUCUCGAACGACGUCUUUUUCUCGUCCACCGCUGAAGUAGGGCACCGAUUGGUCAAGUAGGUAGCGGUGUAAACCGCCUCACCCCACAUUUCCGUGUCGAAUCCACUUUCAGCCAACAGCGCUCUGGCCCGCUCCAGCAGCGUAUGGUUCAUCCGUUCGGAAACGCCGUUUUGCUGCGGCGUAUAGUUAACCGUCAACUCCAUCGAACUUCCUUUCUUCCGACAAAACGUGCGCAUCUCUUCACUAACAUAUUCGCCUCAGUUAUCCGUUCGCAGCCUGGAGAUUCUAUUGUCGAAAUGCGCCGUAACAGGCGCCUCGUACUCCCGAAAACAGUCCAUCACUUCGUCCUUCGACGAUAUUAUAAAGACACGGACACCGUCUUCAGCCAGAGGCUGUACAGACUGAACGAAACUUAACACUAGACAACGGACAUACGGAGCAUGCACCAGUGGAUACGGAGAAGAAACUGUUCUCACUUUCAUCGCCCGGAUCGGGAAUCGAACCCUCACCCCACAGCAUGGUGCGAUUAGAAGCUUGGUGACCCUAACCGCACGGCUUAGAGGCUCCACUAGAUUUUAGAUAGACUAUCGCAAAAUGCGAGAAAACGCCGAUAAAAGAAACGAAAAAUCGCUUACCAUUCCAGGUGAUGGGUGUCACCGUGUCACCGGCCCACGACCUGAAGAGUGGCGCGGUGAAACAGACAACACGAGGAAACACAAAGACUAGUUCGGACGGCUUUCAGACGGCGGAGAAAAAAAACUAUGUGUGUUUACUUUCGAGGUUCAACUAGAAUAUCGACAUACAGCUGUAAUCACAAAUGUAAAAGGAAGAAAACACCUUCAGCAUCGACUCUGAGUUUGACACCCGCACAGGAUAGAUUUGCAUCGGAAGAUAUGGAAGCUGUGAGAUUAAGACUAUCUCGAAAUGACAAUCCAUUCAUACAAAAAGUUUUAGCAAGCAGAGAAAGUGUGUUGGAUUAUGCGGAUGACACGGAAUCCGAUGACGCUAUUCUUAUAUUGAUGACACAGGACCUUCAGGACCCAAACUCAGAAGCAGAUCCACUGUCUUUACCACAAGUCCACGAACACAUGGUGCGGUCUCCACCUCCGGCAUUUUGGCCUCGAUCACCACGGAGCUCUGUUUUCAACUUUAUCCACAAUGCAGAUAUUUAUCAGGAGGAUAACGGCAAUACCUCUGGAUCAAAUGAUGGGAAUCAGCUCAGUUUAAGAGAAGAGAGGGAUUUUUUCUGAAGCCCAUGGCAUAGUUCAACGUGUUACAUACACUUUUCAGGAUUUAUUAGGUCUAAUUGUUUGUUAAAAAUCCAUUUUAAAUGCUGUUAUUAUUAUCCACUUUAUUCAUUUCGUUCAAUAGAUGUUAAUAUUUCCACACCGUGUUCUUCCUACGUUUGGAAGAUCGUAAAAAAUGAGUAGUAGAAAAAUCAUAGUUAAGUAAUGAUAAUUGAGCGUCUAUAUCAAAUAAAUUUGGAUUUUUAGGUACCUAAA